Messenger RNA from Aspergillus heteromorphus CBS 117.55, 1921 nucleotides. RefSeq names its product metallophosphoesterase family protein. Bases 104 to 1921 code for a protein of 605 amino acids. Gene Ontology annotation, molecular function: hydrolase activity, acting on ester bonds. Gene Ontology annotation, cellular component: cytoplasm. The record is from RefSeq and is a predicted model, not a curated record. Lineage: Eukaryota; Fungi; Ascomycota; Eurotiomycetes; Eurotiales; Aspergillaceae. The transcript is spliced from 5 exons.
GAGACCAUCCCAGAUUGAAAGAUCCAGAACUAACGGCAUACCGUCUUGCCCCCCGUUUCAAUUUUCCGACCGCUUGAAGAGGAAAUCGUGAAGUUCCGGCAAGAUGGUGGUCGCGUCGAAGGUCGUGUUGAGAACGCAACGGGAUUGGAGGCUUUGGCUCUACAUGAUCAAGGGGUCAGCAGAGGCCAAAAAGGUCUGGAAAUACUUCGACCCGGACCAGGAGGAGCCGGAGCCACAGGAACCGCCGCCCCUGGGACUCUCCGAAAUCGGCUGCAGUUCAUGGGAGGAGGUCAAGGAACGAGGGAUGGAGGGAGUGUGGGAUAGGGCUGAAGCCCUGUAUUCCAGGACCUCUCGGGCAUUCGAGAAUACGACAAAGGCGAUAGGGGAGGUCCAUGCUCUGAUCCUGAAGACAGUGACAAUUGAAAACAUGAGACCUGUCUUGGACGCGGAGAGCAAGAAUGGUAUAUUAAGAAACCUCCGGAGCCACUUCCACUCGCAAGAGAUUAUCAGGCGUGAAGAUAUCAAAAGGCGCUUCCGCAAGCUCUAUACACCCAGCGAACCCAAGAUGGAGGUGGAUGCUUGGGUGAAGGAAUGGCAGGAUGUUGUCUCAGAGGGAAGAUUCCUGAAGAUGCCUUGUUUCGAAGAGGAGCCGGCUCUGGGGGACUUCCUCCGGGCAGCAUGGAGGUAUUCGAAUAUAUGGGCUGAGGCGGAGUUGGCACCCCUCAUGUUACUCAUCAGUCUUCUGGCGGCCUCCUGCCUGGCUUCAAGUCUGCAUGCGUUGCCAGGAUCAAUCCUGGUUGAAUCCAAUACCAACCAUCUCCGGUUCACAAGCAAUGGCACCUUCCAACUGACCGUUUUUGAGGAUCUGCAUUACGGAGAAGCGGAGGACACCGACUGGGGACCAGAACAGGAUGUCGAAAGCAGGGGUGUGAUGAACACCGUCCUCGACAAUGAAAGUCCCCAGUUGGUCAUUCUAAACGGUGACCUGAUUACCGGAGAAGACACAUAUCUAUCCAAUGCCACCGACUACGUGGAUGAGAUCGUGGUUCCUCUCAUAGAACGCAAUCUCCCAUGGGCCUCUACCUACGGCAACCACGACAGCGACUAUAACCUGUCGCGGAAUGCGAUCCUGGCUCGAGAACUGUCUUACCCGAAUAGCUUGACGAAGAGCAUGGUGCCUGGAAAGCUUGCAGGCGUGUCGAACUACUAUCUACCGGUGUAUCCAUCCGAUUCCUCGAAGAGCACCCCGGCUUUGAUCAUGUGGUUCUUCGACAGUCGCGGAGGAAAUUAUUACCAGGAAUUGAAAGACGGGAAUGAAGUACCGCAGCCUUGCUGGGUCGAUGAAUCGGUCGUCACAUGGUUCACCAAAACCAAUGCCAACUUGGCCAAGCAAUACGACACAAUUAUACCCUCCAUCGCCUUCUUCCACAUCCCGGUAAAUGCCAUGCUUGCGUUCCAGAACCAAGGUGUCAGCGUCCACGAAGAGCCGGGCAUCAAUGCUGAUGAUCCGUUAGAUCAGCAGGGCUCAGCCAGCGGACAAGGGGAUGUCUCCGGAACGGUAUUCAGCUACUCGGGCCAAGACAUCCCAUUUAUGGAAGCUCUGCUCAACACUAAAGGCCUGAUGGCAACUUUCAGCGGUCACGACCAUGGUGAUGACUGGUGCUUCAAAUGGGACUCCAAACUCCCCGGAAUGAACCUCACCGGAAACGGCCUGAAUCUGUGUUUUGGACGCCAUAGUGGUUAUGGGGGGUACGGGUCCUGGACUCGGGGGGCGAGACAGAUCUUGUUGAAUGAGAAAACCCUCGGUGAGCAGGUGUCCACCUGGGUGCGCUUGGAAGAUGGGUCCGUUUCGGGCACAGUCACUCUUAACGCGACGUAUGGGGAGGAUUGGUAUCCGGCUGUGCCUACAACGUAUACCUGA